UGACGCUCAGUGCAAAUUCAACACUCGACGCGCAACGUAUUGCGACACAUCUCACAGAUUCUGGGAGCAUCUCGCAGAUACUUUAGAAAUCAUUCGUUUUGGUGGCAGCGCCUAAUUAUCUCAAGUGAAAAUGAAGUCUUUGAAUUUGCUGGCUUUACUCGUCUUUGCACUGGCUGCCAUAUGGUUGGGCUACACCGAGGCCAGCUUUUGUCCCUGUGACCUUAAGCAGAAGGGGCAGGUGUGCGCCUCGAAUGGCGUUACCUAUACAAAUCGCUGUGAGUUUGAGUGUACGCAGCGGGAUUACAAGAAACUGGGACGACAACUCAACAUUAAGAACAUGGGGCCUUGCUAAAGUGCGGACGGAUCUUCAUUGUGAAUAAUUACGGCUAAAAGCUAAAGUAUAUAUUUAAAUCAUAAAAAUACUUCUCAUAUGUUAAUCGUUAUUUUAUUUAUCACUAACCGAUUGUAAUUGUUGCAUUAAAAUUAGCUUAUUCACGCUGUUUCCCCUACACUAA
Molecule: messenger RNA, 515 nt
Organism: Drosophila montana
Lineage: Eukaryota; Metazoa; Arthropoda; Insecta; Diptera; Drosophilidae
Exons: 1
Coding region: 131-352 (73 amino acids)
Molecular function (GO): protein binding
Source: RefSeq, a predicted model, not a curated record